CAUCGUAUAGAAUCAAUAACCAGUCGCGUUUUUUUUGUUGUUACUAAGAAUUUCUAGAAUCUUAUGUAACAAAAAAAUUAUUAUUGUCAAUUGUUCAAGUGUUUUCAUUUGAAUCCACAUAACAACGAUCACUCAUAAUUGACGCGGAAGUAUCCUAUACUUGACAUUCAAUAAAAAAAAAUUGUCAAUCAAUGGACCAAAAGUAGCAAUUGUCAUUCUCCUGGGCAACGGUGUCAUUGUUGUCGUUACCGGACACAAAAACUAAUUUAAAUUGAAACCAGUUAUUAAAGGUAUCAAAUUAAACAUUAUUAUUAUAUUCUAUGAUGACAAAAGUUUUACAACGUUCAUGAAGCAUAUAUCUUAGGAAAAGUUUUCUAUUCUUAUAUUUUUGUUAACAUUUCAAUUUUUUAGUAAAAAAAAACAUGGGCCAGCGAAAUAAACCAAGUCCAACUCGCUCAUCGCAUCCCGUUUCACCGCUUUAUAACAAAGAUGAAUUUACGUUUGAAAGCACUCGUCGAUUCGGACCCACGAAACGACGAAAAUGUACCGAUUGUGGUUGUCUGUUUAUAUUCAUUUUGUUCAUUGGGAUUUGGGCUGGCAUGAUCACAUAUUUUUUAAAUCAUGUUAACAUCGAACAAGUGAUUUUCCCUUCCGAUUCAUUUGGUAAUGUCUGUGGUAAAGGAGAAUUGAGCGAUCGUCCAUAUCUAUAUUUUUUCAAUAUUCUUAAAUGUGUUACUGACCUAGAAGGUACUAUCAUCGAUGGCUGUAAUACGCCACAGGUGUGUGUCAAAGAAUGUCCCAACAUAACGUUCAGUGUUGGUUCUUCUAAGGAAAUGCGUAAUAUCGAACUCGAACAUGCAAUCUGUCAGUAUGGCAUUCGGCCCAAUAGGAAUAAUCUAUACGAAUUAAGCCAAAGAGAUUUAUGUGCCAAAUACUAUUUCAAAAGUGAUCCAGUUGGUGGACGAUGUGUUCCAUCGAUAUUACAUCUGAUUAAUAAUCGGCUUUUUGAUGAAAUUCGCAAUCAAUCCAUAAAAGAUGAUUCUUCCGAUGGUUCGGUCACCGCCGAAGAGAUUGUUGAAUCCAAUAAAGCUAUAAGCAAAUUGAUGCAAGCAUUAACGCUAGCUAAUCAUCUUAUAACUGAUAUUGCCCGAACAUGGAGAUGGAUAGCCAUCGGUCUUAUCCUAACCAUGUUCAUCGCUUUUUUGUGGAUAUCAUUCAUGCAAUGGAUUGCCAGAUACAUGAUCUGGGUAUCGAUAAUUGCAUUGUUUAUACUAAACAGUUUGGCUUUAUAUUAUAGUGUUGAUCAGUACAUGAAUCUGGUCAAUACUAAACCUAGCGACACAGAUUUGGUUGAUAUAAAUUCAAUCAUGGCUAAAGUUGUUCAUCCAACUGAAGCCCAUCGUUAUCUUCGUACAUCUCGACGUAAAGCUGAUAUGAUGGAUUUUGAUUUUAAAAGUUUGCUCAAAGAUAGCCUGGAGCCAUAUCUCAACAGUACCAAACUUUGGAUUGCUUUGGCAGUUGUGUCAGGUAUUGGCUUAUUGGUAUUGACCAUGAUUACAUUUUGUUUAUGCAGUCGUAUUCGGCUGGCUGUAGCUGUCAUUGAAGAAGCUAGCAAAGCGGUCAACAACACCAAGUCAACGUUGAUGUUCCCUUUGCUUCCAUUUACGUUGAAAGUUGCAGUCCUGACAGUCGCUUUAUUUGCAUUCGUUACCAUAUCAACCGGUUCUCAAGCUCAUUACCUUCAUCAAGUAUCUGGAACUGCAUGUAGUCCCUUAAAGGAAUUGGACAACAAUUGCACAAAAAUCCGACCAUUUGGCAGAAGUUUAGUCUAUUUGGCUCAUGGUUUCAACUUAUUCGCUCUCAUUUGGGUGCUUUACUUCAUCUCUGGUUUAUCAUAUGUAACAUUGUCGGGUGUAUUUGCCGACUAUUACUGGACAAGAGACAAACGUGAAAUAUCGUUUUUCAUACUUUUGCGCUCGUUUAAACGCUGCAUUUUCUAUCAUUUGGGUUCAAUUGCGUUUGGUUCAUUAUUAAUCGCCAUUGUUCGUUUCAUUCGAAUUAUACUCGAAUACAUUGAUCAAAAAUGUAAAAAGUAUUCGAAUAAUGUGAUUUCUCGUUUUAUUAUGGGCUGCUGUAAAUGUUGCCUGUGGUGUUUGGAAAAAUUCAUCAAAUUUAUUAACAAAAACGCUUAUAUUAUGAUGGCGGUACAUGGAAAAAGUUUUUGUCGUUCUGCUCAGGAUGCAUUUUCAUUGAUCAUUUCGAACGGGGCGCGUGCUUUGGUUCUUGAGUGUUUGAGCGCAUUCCUUUUAUUCCUAUCCAAAUUAGCCGUUACAUUUAUUUCUGGCAUGAUAGCCUUUUUGAUAAUUACUGAUCAAGUCGAAUUUGUUCGUUUGGGAGAUUUCGAUGAUCUCAAUUAUUAUUGGGGUCCACUUGGGGUAUAUCUAAUUCUCAGUUAUAUAUUGGCCUCCUCAUUUUUUAACGUUUACGAUGUUGCAGUUGAUACUAUUUUCCUCUCUUUUCUGGAAGACUGUAAAAUUAACGACGGAUCCAGUGAACGUCCUUAUUACAUGACUAAAUCAUUGGCCAAUAUUUUCGGUCGUCAAAAUAAUCAAGCAUACUGAUCAAUUUUUUUUGUCUUAUUAUUAGUGUCAAUUGAUUUUCGAACCUAAUGUAACAUAAUAACCAAAUUCCAAAAACAAAAUCACCCACGAUAUGCAAUUUAAUGAAAGAUACGUUAAAAAU
Dermatophagoides pteronyssinus (European house dust mite) is the source of this 2742-nucleotide messenger RNA. It is a transcript of the gene Ctl2, whose product is annotated as Choline transporter-like 2. NCBI's taxonomy places the organism in Eukaryota, Metazoa, Arthropoda, Arachnida, Sarcoptiformes, Pyroglyphidae. Gene Ontology annotation, molecular function: transmembrane transporter activity. The record is from RefSeq and is a predicted model, not a curated record. Gene Ontology annotation, biological process: transmembrane transport. Gene Ontology annotation, cellular component: membrane.